GCCAGUAUAGCAACAUUUCAGAGUAGCUUUGCUAAAUGAACCAAACUGGUUUAUCAGAAUACUUAAACAGCUUAAGCGGAUUAAUAAAUUAUAGCUUCUCACGUUGAUUUUUAUUAUUUUCAGACUUAAAUGACAGUUAAUGUUCAUUGCAGGGUUUGAACGUUUGUUAGGGUGAUAUACCUAGACUUAUGUCUAUUUGUUUUGUUUUUAGCAAUAACAAGGUAACACACUCUAACGCAGACCUUUAAAUAAGCAACCGUUAUUUUUGCGACUCAUUCAAAGAAAGUAGGCCAAUAUAAUUCUCGGUCAUUUUCUUUUCUUUUAAGACGGUAUGCCAGUGCACUCAAGAGAAAAGAAAGAAAGCAAUCAUGAAGAAAUGGAGGUGGAUUUUGCAGAGCAAGAAGGGAGCAGUUCAGAAGAUGAGGAAACAGAAAGCUCAUCUGUGUCUGAGGAUGGAGAAAGUUCAGAAAUGGAUGAUGAAGACUGUGAAAGGAGAAGACUGGAGUGCAUUGACGAAAUGACCAAUCUGGAAAAACAGUUCAUUGACCUCAAGGACCAUUUAUAUAAAGAAAGACUGAGUCAAGUUGCUGCCAAACUCCAAGAAGUGAUGUCAGGAAAGGCCCCCGAGUACCUGGAGCCUCUUGCAACUCUUCAGGAGAAUAUGCAAAUUAGAACAAAAGUUGCAGGUAUCUACAGAGAGUUGUGCCUGGACUCCGUGAAGAAUAAAUAUGACUGUGAAACUCAAGCAGCUUUACAGCACUGGGAGAGUGAGAAGCUGUUAUUAUUUGAUACAGUUCAAAGUGAAUUAGAGGAGAAGAUCAGACGUUUGGAGGAAGACCGUCAUAGUAUAGAUAUUACCUCAGAGCUCUGGAAUGAUGAGUUACAUUCAAGGAAAAACAAGAAGAAAGAUCCCUUCAGUCCAGACAAAAAGAAAAAGCCUGUGGUUGUAUCGGGCCCAUAUAUUGUUUACAUGCUGCAAGACCUAGAUAUACUGGAGGACUGGACUGCUAUCAGAAAGGCCAUGGCAACAUUAGGACCUCACAGAGUAAAGACUGAUGUCUCCUCUUCAAAGAUUGACAAACAUCAGCACAAUGCCCGCUCAGAAGAUGGACGCUUGUUUUACGAUGGGGAAUGGUACAGCCGUGGGCAAGGCAUAUGUAUCGAUAAGAAAGAUGAUUAUCCUACAAGUGCUAUAAUAACUACAAUCAAUCACGAUGAAGUGUGGUUCAAACGAGUCGAUGGGAGCAAAUCAAAACUCUACAUCUCACAGCUUCAGAAAGGCAAAUACACCAUAAAACAUGGCUGAUCUACUUGAGAUCAUCUUAGUGUGCCAGUUGGAAAUGUCUUAAGGGAUAGUACACCCAAAAAUUUAAAUUCAUUAUCAUGUUGUUCCAAAUUCAUAUGACUUUCUUUCUUCCGUGGAACACUAAAGCAAGAUGUUUGGCAGAAUGUUAGCAUCAUCCUUUUUCUGUACAAUGAAAGUGAAUGAUGACAUUCAUUAACAUUCAUUCAUCUUAAGUGAACUAUCCCUUUGAUAGUGUCACUUUGUGUACAGUAUAUAAUGUUUUUAAGUUGGUUGAGAAAUGUUGCUGUAUUGUCUGUCUGUAUGUGAGGACAACAUGUGAGUUGAUGCUCCUUUACUGUAUUUUCAAUGAAAUGCUGUUUGUAUUAUUAUUAUUACUAUGAACAAGGUCAAAAUAUAAUAUUAUUACAGGCUUGUUUACUGCCAUGAGGUGUGAUACUUAUUUUUUUAACAGUAGGGUUCAUUUUCCAUUCAAAUUCUGCUGGGAUGUCCGAUUCCUGCUACUUAGUAGGUCCUCGUGGUUGUGCGGUUACUCUCCUCAAUCUGGCUGGCAGAGGAAAAGUCUCAAUCCACACACAACUUACCACUUGGCCCAUUGAGAGCGAGAACCACUAAUCAUGACCACAAGGAGGUUACACCAUGAGACUCUACCCUGCCUAGCAACUGGGCCAAUUUGUUUGCUUAGGAGAUGUGGCUGGAGUCACUCUGCAUGCCCUGGACAUGCCUUGCUGAGCUACCCACACCCACAAAAUCUAAUUCUGCUUGUUAAAACAAAGAUGAAUUUGCAGUUAAUUGACUUAAAGCAAUAGAUCACCCAAAAUGAUGUGACUUUCUUCUGCAAAAAACAAAUAAAUAAAGAUUUUUAGUAGAAUAUUUCAGCUCUGUAGGCCCACACAAUACAAGUGAAUGGUGACAAACAUUUUGACGCUCCAAAAAGCACAAAGGCAGCAUAAAAGUAAUCCAUACAUCUCCAGAGGUUUAAUCCAUGCCUUCUGAAGUGAUCCAAUCAGCUUUGGGUGAGAAUAGACCAAAAUAUAACUCCUUUUUCACUGUACAUCUUGUCACUGCAGUCUCUAGGUGCGAUCAUGAUUUCAAGCUUAAUUACACUGGGGCAAGGAUGUAAUCAAGCUUGUAAUCAUAAUUGCCAAAGACUGCUGAUGUCAAGUUUUAUAGUGAAAAGGAGUUAUAUUUUGGUCUGUUCUCACCCAAAACUGAUUGGAUUACUUCAGAAGACAUGGAUUUUUAUGGAAUACUUUUAUUCUGCCUAUAUGUGCUUUUUGGAGCUUCAAAAUGUUGGUCACUUUUCACUUCUUUGUAUGGACCUACAGAGCUGAGAUAUUCUAUUCAUUUUUGUCUGUGUUGUGCAGAAAGAAAGACAUACACAUCUGGGAUGGUAUGAGGGUGAGUAAAUAAUGAGAUCAUUUUUAUUUUUGGGUGAACUUUCCCUUUAACUUGCUUAAUUCAAAUGGAGUUUAACAAAAUUCUGAUGUGUAUUAUUUUGUAAUACCGUAUCUACCCACCACAUGUUUUCCUACUUUUUUUACAUGUCUGCCUCAUCACGGUGUUACAAUACAAAUGACGUUUUGCAAAUUCGCAAAUGCCAUAUUAAGUGGCUUUCUUUGAGAAUAUUAUUAAGCAUCUUAUUUCUGCAACAUUUUAAAAUGAAAAGCAGAUGUGCAAUGCAUUUUAGGAGUAUAAGAAGUAAACAUGACAUUAUCACAACUUCUAGAGUCUUAGAAGAUGAGAUCACACCGCUCUAUUUAAAGUUUGAACAAGCCAUAAAUGUUGUAAAUACUUCAUAUUAAUUAUAGUGUGCAUUUCAGUUCAGUGUUCUUAUCAUUUGUAGUUAGAGCACCACCCUCUGUUUAACUGUUGCACUGUGGCCAUUGUUUUUUUUUCUUCUGAUUUAUCCAUAUUUUUUUACAAGUCUGCACUGAAUGUAUUUGUUUUUUGUGUGUGUGUUUUCAUAUGAAAAUAAA
Molecule: messenger RNA, 3282 nt
Organism: Xyrauchen texanus (razorback sucker)
Lineage: Eukaryota; Metazoa; Chordata; Actinopteri; Cypriniformes; Catostomidae
Gene: brms1la
Product: BRMS1 like transcriptional repressor a
Exons: 10
Coding region: 332-1306 (324 amino acids)
Biological process (GO): negative regulation of transcription by RNA polymerase II
Cellular component (GO): Sin3-type complex
Molecular function (GO): histone deacetylase binding
Source: RefSeq, a predicted model, not a curated record